Plasmodium coatneyi is the source of this 1317-nucleotide messenger RNA. Its product is annotated as Dual specificity phosphatase. The coding region runs from base 1 to 1317 and encodes 438 amino acids. NCBI's taxonomy places the organism in Eukaryota, Apicomplexa, Aconoidasida, Haemosporida, Plasmodiidae. Gene Ontology annotation, molecular function: protein tyrosine/serine/threonine phosphatase activity. Gene Ontology annotation, biological process: protein dephosphorylation. The record is from RefSeq and is a predicted model, not a curated record. The transcript has a single exon.
AUGGUAGAGGACGAGGGGGUGAGCGGCAUAAACCGCGUGAAUGCCGCACUCCGUGGCGAUAAUAGCAAGGACGACAAAGAGAGAAGGAGCAUCCCCCCCACGAAAGAUGACACCACCCAUUUGGAGGAAGACGAGGGAGGGGGAAAGUCUCCUCCGCUGGGGACCUCAAAACGGACCAUCCAGCUGCCCAUUGGACGGAUAAAGGUGGGGAAGUUGAACUUGAGGUCGUUUAGACGGAAGAGGGAAGAAGAAAAAAGAAAAAAAAAAGAAAAACAAGACGACGAGGAUAACGUAUCUGAUGAACUCAGGGGUGACCCCCCGAGUGGCACCCCCUUGUCGGACAAGGAAGAUGUCCUCACCGCAAGCAGCUCCACCUGCACGGAGCUCCUGAACGGUCGGUUAUUGUUAAGUGGAUACGAAUUCGCAUUGAACGCGGAAAAUUUGAGAAAAAAAAAAAUCACCCACAUUGUUAACAUGGCAGGGGAAGAAUGCCCAAACAAAUUUGAAGCCUCCUUUUCGUACAGAACCUACUACGUGAAGGACGACUUAAGAGAAGAAAUAUUUUACACUCUGUUGGAUGCUUCUCACUUCAUCGAAGCAAUGCUAAGCAGUGAUGAAGGAAACAAAAUUCUUGUGCAUUGCAAGAAGGGAGUUUCCAGGUCUGUCAUCAUAGUUAUAUUUUUUCUCAUGACCCGGUUGGAGUUAUCUUUUGGUGAUGCGUUCGACCUGGUGAAGAAGCGGCGCCCUCUGUCCAACCCGAACUUGAGCUUCGUCUCGCAGUUGCUGCGUCUGUUUGAGUUGCGUAGGCUUAUUAGUAGUGGCGGCAAGGAAGGAACAUCUCUAGUGGAACCUCCCCAAUGUGUCCACCCCCCCGGGGAAGUCACACUCAUUUUUCGAAUCGAUGCAGCAGGUAAGGCACUCACGCUGACCAAUCUAAUGAAUCACUUUACCGAUGUGGACGCCUGCACCAACUCUGACAGCGUGUAUACGAAACCCACAGAGAUAGACGAACGAUUUAACUACGUGUUGACAAGGGACUUUCGCGAAUUCUACUUGUUGCUGCUUGACCCUACCUUCGAAGAAGUGUGCACCCCCCUCCUUGAGCGCUUUGCACAGAUAUGUCGAUCCUUUUUUCAUGGUGGCCCUGCCAACUCGACCGACAUGACACAACCUAUUGUUCGCUCCGAUGUUGGCGAGUUCAUGCAACGACUUCGAUUGGACACACAAAUGUUUAUCCGCCUUCCCUGCAACGACGAGGCGUACUUGAAGUUGCAGAAGGUGCUGCAGGGGAGGGGUGGCGAAAACUCGAUGAUCUGA